Blumeria graminis f. sp. triticale is the source of this 3165-nucleotide messenger RNA. NCBI's taxonomy places the organism in Eukaryota, Fungi, Ascomycota, Leotiomycetes, Helotiales, Erysiphaceae. The record is from the annotation of a GenBank genome assembly.
AUGUACUGGCCUGCUGGUGCACCCCGGAUAUACGCCGCAUGCAGAAACAAGGCAACCAAAGAUUAUGAUACUGAAACCGAGGAUUACAACCCAUUAUACGUGGCAACACAGAACGGCUGUAAUUUGUGUAUAGAUACAGAGAGAAGGGCCUCCGAGGUAGGGGGCGGAGAAGACCAGAAAUAUGAGUUGGGUUCAGAUUUAAUUCAGCCAACAACACCCAAGACACCAAAUAUCCAACCCGUGGAGCAAGAUUGCCAAAACCAAGAUAUCUCACUAGGAGACAAUGAAGAUGCCUCACACAUUAAUGCAGAAAGUAAGCCGUUGCUUUCUCUGAAGAUAUCACGGAAUGGAUAUUUCUUUGCGGUUAUUACAUCGGUUUCUCUAACAGUAUGGCAAACAAAACCAACAGCAAUUCUAGCUGUAGUGGUUCGUUCCAAGAAGUCAUUACACACUUAUGGUCCAAAUGUUUCUCUUCUAAUGCGACCGGAUGCGGCAAUAUUUGUAGUCCACACAACUUCUGGAUACCUCAUUACUUAUACUCUGGCAACAAAUCCAGAUGGCAGGGUUUACAACCCUUUUUUUAUUGGCUCAAAUAGCUCUCAGGUCCGAAGACCUAGUGACUACAGUGGCAGCAGGAACCAGCGAGAAGAUCGUCUCUUAAGAGGACCAGGCGAGGGAAGCGGAUUACGGGAAGUCAGUAUUCGUUUUCGAAUGGCCAUCCAAGUUGACGCGGGAAUCGAAAAGGCGUUGGCUCUCGACGAUGAACUAGUAGUAGCGACGCAUGAGCCAGCCGCGAUUCAGUGUAUUCGAUGGAUACCAGAUGACGCAGGAAGACAAACUAGUACGCAACUAUUUAGCAAAAUGGAAUGGCUUUCAAAAAAAAUAAGUAUAAUCGAUAUGGUGCAUGACAGACCAAUGAAUCUUUCUGCGUGGAUUACAAGUGAUGGGAAAGCAUAUGCAGUGCAGAGACUGAAAAAUUUGAAUGGUUCAGAAAAUAUCAUAGAAAUGUUCAAAGGCAAUUGUUUUCAUAUCCCUACCACACCCAGAAAUUACGGUAAAAAGGUAGCAAUUAAUGCCAGGUUUUCCCUAAUAGCCGUAGGGUGCUUUGAUUCUACCAUUCGGGUUUACACCGCAAGAGACUAUGAUGGAAAUAUCCCACCAUCCCAUAUUCAUAGAACUACCGUUUCAGAGAAUGAAUCAGGUAAAUUAAAUUGCCUAGCAUACUCUCCGGACGGAUACUGUUUAUUUGCUGGGUAUCAACAUGGCUGGGCCAUGUGGAGUGUAUUUGGAAAACCAGGAGCAACGAGUUUUGGGAUUGACUCUACACUUUCUCAGAUUCAGGGUGAGACAUGGCUUGAAGGAGUUAAGGAAGCUGUUUGGCUAGGGGGAGGAUUAGAAAUUCUUAUCAUUGGUAUCGAAGAUAAUAGAAUCUGGAUGCUCGAAAUGGCCAGGAGUGCUAUCACUGGGUGUUUUGGUCCUGCCAAUACCUUCCGAACAUUACUGCAGACUAAUUCGACAAUAGCUUUAUUUCGAGGGUAUGAUCUUUCUGACUUAAGCACAAUAUCAACGGAUCCUUCGUUAUGGCACGUUGCUCAAAUACCUUCAAGUUAUCUGCAUGAUCAAUGGCCUAUGCGCUGCUCUGUCAUAUCACCAGAUGGAAGGUACAUCGCGGUUGCAGGGAGACGUGGCUUAGCACACUAUAGUGUUUUCAGCGGUAAAUGGAAAACUUUUGUUGACGAAGAUGUCGAAAAUGAGUUUCAAGUUCGAGGGGGGAUGUGCUGGUAUCAAAAUAUCCUAGUUGCCGCCAUUGAAUACGGAAACAUAUAUCAGUUACGUCUCUUCUCCAGAGAAGCAGACCUUAACAACAUCUCUAUGCUUCAAAAUGAAAACCUUGCGGCACCGGCGGUAAUCAUUGCACCAUCAGGAGAAGAUUCCCUUCUAGUUUAUACAAGUGAUAAUCUUCUCUAUCAUUUUAUAUUUGUGCACAAUCUCGGACACCUUAAAAUAAAGCUAGUGGGACAAAUAGCAUUGCAUGGAAUUAUAAGAGCACCGGCGCGAGUACGAGGUCUAAGUUGGGUUUUACCAAACAAUGAUCGCUUCGAAGACGAUCGCUCUCUAGAAAUCGCAUUCGCAACUGUCCUAUUUCUUGUCGAUGGAAAAUUAGUGAUACUUCAACCCUCUUUGAACGAAGAGCAAAUACUCAAGUAUGACAUGCGUAUUAUCGCACAGAAUGUUGAGUUCUACAUUCUAAUGAGGGACUUGUCAACACAAAAUUUUAAAUCUCAUCAAAAUCUCGAAGCUUUGUCGCGGAAGGUAGAUAGCUCACAGGCAACUUAUGACAUGAUAAACAGUCUUCACGACUCUUUAUGGAUUUUUGAAGGUGUGGAGAUGAAAGGCUGGAUAGAUGUCCAAGAAAUUCUACAAUCCAACUCAUUUCUAUCGGGACGUGAUCUACCACCGACGGUUUCUAUUCCUGUAGAUUUCUAUCCCCUCUCAAUACUAAUUAACAAAGGGAUAGUUCUUGGCCUUGAGCCAGAUCUCAUUCAACGAAGGGAUGUAAACUUUGCCUUUUUAAAAUUUACCAUAAGAACACAUCUACUUAUCCCUUUAGUACUUCAAUUUCAUCUCUCCCGAUAUGACUAUAACGCAGCCCUAGAUACAGCACGAAAGUAUCAGAGCCUCGACUACUUCGCUCACGCCCUGGAAAUCCUUCUUCACAACGUUCUAGAUCUCGAAGUUGACACAAAGCCCUCUUCAGAAGAAGCCCUAUUACCAAGAGUUAUUUCAUUUUUAAUGCACUUUCAUCAAUAUCUCGAUAUUGUGGUGCAGUGCACUAGAAAGACAGAAGUAAGAUCUUGGCAUACGCUAUUUGCAUACCUACCACCAGCACAAGAGCUCUUCGAAGAGUCUUUAAGAAGAGGCUUGCUGAAGACUGCUGGAGGCUACUUGAUAAUACUUCAGACGUUCCAGGAAAUAAGUUCAAGCUCUGAGCAACUAGCUCGUCUUUUCGCCAAAGCUAAGGAGGCAGAGGAUUGGUCUUUGUGUAAAGAACUAGCACGUUUUCUAAUGGCCAUAGAUCAAUCAGGGACUGCACUAGAAAAAGCAAUGAGAAAUUUCAACCUAAAUGAUCCUCUGGAAGGUCAAACUAGUGACGCUAUACUUUAG